UCAGGCGUAAGGUUGCUAGGUUACUGUCUAGCGACGGCCCUAGCGACGGUCGCCGGGGGAGACGGGAUCUGUCUUCUGGCCCCGCCCACAGGAGGGCCCGCCGUUCCCUUGAUGACAUGGCUCCUCCCUCUCCUAGCAACGACCCCCCCCUGCUCAGAGUGAAGCGAUUGGACGAGGAAGAGCUCCGUCCCCCCGCCGGCCUGCAGAGGAUGAAACGCAUCGACGCCAUGGCAACCGAAGAACUGCAUCAUGGGAGUCGUAGUCGUAGGCGGAGGAGAGCGGCUCAGGACUACGAUCCCCAGAUACUGAUGGAUCAGAUCCUGGAGUACAUGAGGGAGUGAGAGGAGGAAGAGGAGGAGGAGGAGGAGGAAGAGGAGGAGGAAGAGGAGGAGGAAGAGGAGGAAGAGGAGGAGGAAGAGGAGGUGGAAGAGGAGGUGAUUAGAGUUUCAGGAUCUGUUUCUGUAAUUUUAGUGUUUUGCUGUUUUCAGUGAAAAUGUUGUUUGUUGUUAAAAUGUUCAGAAAUGAAAAGUGAUGAAGAUAUUAAAUUCAUAAAAUCUGUUGUUUCUUAAAAAGUAUUCCUAGAAAGUUCCAGAUGUUUUGUGACAGGAUUAUUAUUUAACGCCAAAGAACAAACAACAACAAAAAUAACAACAUAAUUCUGACAUUAAUUCAUACAAGUUAAAGAAAGCUGGUUUUAUGAACAAUCCCAAAUAUUCGGUCUAAAGACUUUUGUUAAAAUAUAAACCAAAGACAUUUCAUCAUUCAUAAAGACAAAUAGACUGGGCUAAUGAACCUGUUCUUUUAUAGAAACUCUUCUAACUAAUAUAAUAACUUUAUUUUAGAUGUGAUUAAUACCACAUGUGCAGGAAACUUUCUCAGAAAUUACAUUUUUUCCUGAGUUUGUUGAAGCGGCAUUAAGCACUACAUUACCCACAAUCCUCUGCUGUCAGUGGAAGAUCCAGAGUUCUGUCCACAGCUCUCAGAGAUCGGCUGCCUGGCAACAGAGUCUGAAGCUCUCUGAUUGGUUGUCUGUGACAGCAAUGCUCUCUGGGAGUUGUAGUUAACCCCGCCCACUUUGAUUCUCUGAUGAAAAUUCACUUUUAUUAAGAUCACCAACAGGUGAUCGAGGGUGACGGCAAACGUGUUGACGGCUCAUCUGCUCUGUGAUUGGUCCAUUCAUGUUGCUUUCAUGUACUUCAGCUUCAGUGUGGUCUCUCGUCUGUUUGUAAAACUAAAACGUUUUAUUUAUCUCACUCUGAAAUAAAGUAAAUAUCCACAAAC
Trematomus bernacchii (emerald rockcod) is the source of this 1281-nucleotide messenger RNA. RefSeq names its product proprotein convertase subtilisin/kexin type 1 inhibitor, like (gene pcsk1nl). The record is from RefSeq and is a predicted model, not a curated record. Gene Ontology annotation, molecular function: endopeptidase inhibitor activity. Gene Ontology annotation, biological process: negative regulation of endopeptidase activity. Lineage: Eukaryota; Metazoa; Chordata; Actinopteri; Perciformes; Nototheniidae.